ACUCGUCUCCAUGGAAACAGCGUCAGAACGUUCCAGAUGGAGCCGGACCGACCCGAACCGGAACGACCCGAACCAGAGCCUAAGACCAGCGACUUUUACCGAACCGAGCCGAACCUCCCCGAGCGCUUCAACCGCCCGAGCCGCAUGUUAGGAUACAGUUCUAAGCAGGUUCAUCCUCUGUACAGAACCACCAACCAGAGCUACGGAAACAGCGCCCCCACUGUUCACCACAUGCCAACGUGUUUUGCGGCGCUCUCCUCACGUUUCUCCAGAGAAAAGUUUCACGGUGGAAUGUUCAUCGACAGCGGCUUCAACACCACGCUAGACAAGAGCCGCGUCUCCACAGCAACGGCUCGCCCCAAAGGACACGCCCACCACCUGCACCUCACGGGCGAGCAGGGACAAUAAUACUACAAACAUGGACGAGCGGGGACAAUAAAACUACAAACAUGGACGAGCGGGGACAAUAAAACUACAAACAUGGACGAGCGGGGACAAUAAAACUACAAACAUGGACGAGCGGGGACAAUAAAACUACAAACAUGGACGAGCAGGAACAAUAAAACUACAAACAUGGACGAGUGGGGAGAUUAAAACUACAAACAUGGACGAGCGGGGACAAUAAAACUACAAACAUGGAUGAGCGGGAACAAUAAAACUACAAACAUGGACGAGCGGGAACAAUAAAACUACAAACAUGGACGAGUGGGGAGAUUAAAACUACAAACAUGGACGAGCGGGGACAAUAAAACUACAAACAUGGACGAGCGGGGACAAUAAAACUACAAACAUGGACGAGCGGGAACAAUAAAACUACAAACAUGGACGAGUGGGGAGAUUAAAACUACAAACAUGGACGAGCGGGGACAAUAAAACUACAAACAUGGACGAGCGGGGACAAUAAAACUACAAACAUGGACGAGCGGGAACAAUAAAACUACAAACAUGGACGAGUGGGGGACAAUAAAACUACAAACAUGGAUGAGCGGGGACAAUAAAACUACAAACAUGGAUGAGCGGGGACAAUAAAACUACAAACAUGGACGAGUGGGGGACAAUAAAACUACAAACAUGGAUGAGCGGGGACAAUAAAAUUACAAACACGGACGAGCAGGGACAAUAAACCAAAACUACAAACAUGGACGAGUGGGGGACAAUAAAACAAUACAACUACAAACAUGGGCGAGCGGGGACAAUAAAACUACAAACAUGGAUGAGCGGGGACAAUAAAACUACAAACAUGGAUGAGCGGGGACAAUAAAAUUACAAACACGGACGAGCAGGGACAAUAAACCAAAACUACAAACAUGGACGAGUGGGGGACAAUAAAACAAUACAACUACAAACACGGACGAGCAGGGACAAUAAACCAAAACUACAAACAUGGACGAGCGG
Molecule: messenger RNA, 1395 nt
Organism: Boleophthalmus pectinirostris (great blue-spotted mudskipper)
Lineage: Eukaryota; Metazoa; Chordata; Actinopteri; Gobiiformes; Gobiidae
Gene: pierce1
Product: piercer of microtubule wall 1
Exons: 3
Coding region: 37-408 (123 amino acids)
Biological process (GO): axoneme assembly
Cellular component (GO): axonemal microtubule
Source: RefSeq, a predicted model, not a curated record